Molecule: messenger RNA, 1544 nt
Organism: Topomyia yanbarensis
Lineage: Eukaryota; Metazoa; Arthropoda; Insecta; Diptera; Culicidae
Product: ranBP-type and C3HC4-type zinc finger-containing protein 1-like
Exons: 3
Coding region: 297-1415 (372 amino acids)
Biological process (GO): positive regulation of canonical NF-kappaB signal transduction; protein linear polyubiquitination; proteasome-mediated ubiquitin-dependent protein catabolic process
Cellular component (GO): LUBAC complex
Molecular function (GO): ubiquitin-protein transferase activity; ubiquitin binding
Source: RefSeq, a predicted model, not a curated record
CUUUAUUGCAUGAUUGCAAAAAAAUGUAACGUAACUAUAAUAACAACUACCGGUGUGAAAACAGAUUAUUAUUUUGGCAACCUAUUUACCAACGACCGGUGCGAAAACGGGUGUCUAAAUAUAUUAUUAUCGUUUAGCGUAAUCAAAAUACACACGCAUUUGCUUACGCACCGGUGCUGAUAGUCUUACAGAGGUUUUUCAGUAAUAACGUUAACAAAACACUUCAAGGGAUUUGUUUUGCUUUAGGAAUAUUCUAGCUAGAGAAUUGCCAAUUUCCUUUAUCGAAAUUAUGCGAUAUGGAGGACAAUACGAAGAAGGACACACACUUCGAGCAAUACGAACAGCUUUUAGCACUGGCAAAACAACCUCUGGUGCAGAACAAUGAGCCAACUAAAUGCUACCUUUGUAGUAAGAUGACUCCCGCAGAAGCAGGAAUAAUCCUUGCAAACUGUCUUCACACGUAUUGUAAGCUGUGUAUGACGAAUUCGUUACUUCAAGCCACAACCGAACAAUGUCCCUAUCCUUAUGGGCGUUAUGAGUGUGAUGGAAUGCUGCUGGAUCAGGAAAUAAAGUCGCUGCUAAGUCCCGAAGAGCAAAAUAACUUGCUCAAACGUGUUUUCGAUGCGCUUGAACUGAGUGAUACAAUCGAAGCACCGACACCGAUGGUCGCUCAGGAUCUUGAUCUUCUGGUAACCCUUUCGGAUGCAUCAAUCGUACCCAACUUGCAACCUUUUGACUGCCCCAUUUGCUUCGGCUCGUUUGACGCUUAUGAGGGCGUAAUUUUGCGUGAAUGCUUCCACAGCUUUUGUAGACAAUGUCUACAAAGCUCUAUCAAGUUCGCCGAAGACGUUGAAAUUAAAUGUCCAUUUCAAGAGAAUGGUAAUGCCUGCGAAAAUUUAAUCGAACAUCGUGAAAUAAAAAGCCUGCUCAAUGAGGAAAACUACAACACCUAUUUGGCGCGUUGCUUACAGAAGGCGGAGAGUUCAGCCGACAAUGCGUUUCACUGUAAGAAACCGGACUGCACCGGAUGGUGUCUGAUCGAGGACGCAGUUACCGAGUUCAAGUGUCCAGUAUGUCAGGCGACUAAUUGUUUGCAAUGCAAGGUUAUCCAUUCCGGCAUGAACUGCGAAGAAUACCAGGACAGGCUGAAUGGUAACUACGAAAUCCGACGAUCAGAACGGGCCAUGGAUAACUUAGUGGCAGCCGGUGAAGCAAUGAAUUGUCCCAAAUGCAAAAUUCUAAUAGCGAAGAUCGCAGGUUGCGAUUACUUGGUAUGCAGUAUGUGUAAAACAGGUAUCUGUUGGGUCACGCGAGGCCCUCGUUGGGGACCGUUGGGAGCAGGCGAUAAAAGUGGUGGUUGUCAGUGUGGUCUGAAUGGCCGAAAGUGUCAUCCAAGUUGCAACAAUUGUCACUAAUGCUGAUUUUCGAGUGCAAGCUUGUUUUUUUUUGUAUUUCGUUUAUUUGACACCCUUGCAAGCUUGUUGUUAUACAUGUGUUUAUAUGAGCUGGAAUCUAGUGAAUAAAACAUGUUUCGUACUUUCUAA